CGCUGCCGCUGGGGAAGGUAAAGCGGUGACGGCGGCCUCAGGAGCUGUGGGGUCCCCGACUGGAGGUGGGGAACUCGGCGGGAAGAAGAAAAGAGCCAUUGAGAUGAAGAUUAUAAUUUCAGCAACAAAGGAAACAUUUAAGGCUCAGGCAGCCCUUAAAUUCAAUACUAGUAAUAUAUGAAAUAAAUUAUAAGCCUUACAUUUCUCUCAGUUCUUAUAGGAAAUCAUUUAAUACUUCACAUUAGGACAAAUAUGUGAAAGUUCCUGCCAACCUGUGAGAACUUCUUCCUUCGGACAUUUUUUGUUCUACUUACUGUACAGCUUUCUUAGAAGUUCUUUUUUGAUGCCAUGUUCUGUGGCUUGCAUCUUAAGAGGAGUUUGUCUUCAUGAAGAUUCCUAACAUUGGUAAUGUGAUGAAUAAAUUUGAGAUCCUUGGGGUUGUAGGUGAAGGAGCCUAUGGAGUUGUACUUAAAUGCAGACAUAAGGAAACUCAUGAAAUUGUGGCAAUCAAGAAAUUCAAGGACAGUGAAGAAAAUGAAGAAGUCAAGGAAACGACUUUACGAGAGCUUAAAAUGCUUCGUACUCUCAAACAGGAAAACAUUGUGGAGUUGAAGGAAGCCUUUCGUCGGAGGGGGAAAUUGUACUUGGUGUUUGAGUAUGUUGAAAAAAAUAUGCUUGAAUUGCUGGAAGAAAUGCCAAAUGGAGUUCCACCUGAAAAAGUAAAAAGUUAUAUCUAUCAGCUAAUCAAAGCUAUUCACUGGUGCCAUAAGAAUGAUAUUGUUCAUCGAGAUAUAAAACCAGAAAAUCUCUUAAUCAGCCACAAUGACGUUUUGAAACUGUGUGACUUUGGUUUUGCUCGGAAUCUAUCAGAAGGAAAUAAUGCUAAUUAUACAGAAUAUGUGGCCACCAGGUGGUAUCGGUCCCCAGAACUCUUACUUGGAGCUCCCUAUGGAAAGUCUGUAGAUAUGUGGUCAGUUGGCUGUAUUCUUGGGGAGCUUAGUGAUGGACAGCCUUUAUUUCCUGGAGAAAGUGAAAUUGACCAACUUUUUACCAUUCAGAAGGUGCUAGGACCACUUCCAUCUGAGCAGAUGAAACUCUUCUAUAGUAAUCCUCGCUUCCACGGGCUCCGGUUCCCAGCUGUUAACCAUCCUCAGUCGUUGGAGAGAAGAUACCUUGGAAUUUUAAACAGCGUUUUACUUGACUUAAUGAAGAAUUUACUGAAGUUGGACCCAGCUGACAGAUACUUGACAGAACAGUGUUUGAAUCACCCUACAUUCCAAACCCAGAGGCUUUUGGAUCGCUCCCCUUCAAGGUCAGCAAAAAGAAAACCUUACCAUGUGGAAAGCAGCACUUUGUCUAAUAGAAACCAAGCCAGCAAAAGUGCGGCUUUGCAGUCUCACCACAGAUCUAACAGCAAAGAUAUCCAGAACCUAGGUGUGGCUCUGCCCCGGGCUGAUGAAGGGCUUCCUGCCAACGAAAGCUUCCUGAAUGGAAACCUUGCUGGAGCUACUCUUAGUCCCAUGCACACCAAAACCUACCAAGCCGGCAGCCAGCCUGGGUCUACCAGCAAAGAUCUAACCAACAACAACAUUCCACACCUUCUCAGCCCGAAAGAAGCCAAGUCAAAGACAGAGUUUGAUUUUAAUAUUGACCCAAAGCCUUCAGAUGGCCCAGGCACGAAGUACCUCAAGUCAAGCAGCAGAUCUCAACAGAACCGGCACUCGUUUAUGGAAAGUUCUCAGAGCAAAGCUGGAACGCUGCAGCCCGGUGAAAAGCAGAGUCGGCACAGCUACAUUGACACCAUUCCCCAGUCCUCUCGGAGUCCUUCCUAUAGGACCAAGGCCAAAAGCCAUGGGGCGUUGAGUGACUCCAAGUCUGUGAGCAACCUUUCCGAAGCCCGGGCCCAGAUCGCAGAGUCCAAUACCAGUAGGUACUUCCCAUCCAGCUGCUUGGACUUGAACUCUCCCACCAGCCCAACCCCCACCAGACACGGUGAUACAAGAACUUUGCUCAGCCCCUCGGGGAGAAAUAACCGAAGUGAAGGCACUCUUGACUCACGCCGAACCACAACCAGGCAUUCUAAGACGAUGGAGGAAUUGAAGCUGCCUGAACACAUGGACAGCAGCCAUUCCCAUUCGCUAUCUGCACCUCAUGAAUCCUUUUCGUAUGGGCUGGGCUACACCAGCCCCUUCUCCUCCCAGCAGCGUCCACAUAGGCAUUCCAUGUACGUGACCCGGGACAAAGUGAGAGCCAAGGGCUUGGACGGAAGCUUAAGUGUAGGGCAAGGGAUGGCGGCCAGAGCCAACAGCCUGCAGCUCUUAUCACCUCAGCCCGGGGAGCAACUCCCUCCAGAGAUGACUGUGGCACGAUCUUCUGUUAAGGAGUCCUCCAGAGAAGGCACCUCUUCAUUUCAUGCACGGCAGAAGUCUGAGGGUGGCGCGUAUCAUGACCCCCACUCUGAUGAUGGCACCGCCCCCAAGGAAAAUAGACACCUGUAUAAUGAUCCUGUUCCGAGAAGAGUUGGCAGCUUCUACCGAGUGCCAUCUCCACGUCCAGACAAUUCUUUCCAUGAAAAUAAUGUGUCAACCAGAGUUUCUUCCCUACCAUCAGAAAGCAGUUCUGGAACUAACCACUCAAAAAGACAGCCAACAUUCGAUCCAUGGAAAAGUCCUGAAAACAUUAGUCAUUCUGAACAACUCAAGGAAAAGGAAAAACAAGGUUUUUUCAGGUCAAUGAAAAAGAAAAAGAAGAAAUCUCAAACAACAGAUUCCACCAACGGGGAGAAUCCAAGCAUCAAGAAAUCCCUCUUUCCUCUUUUUAAUUCAAAGAAUCAUUUAAAGCAUAGUUCUUCUUUGAAAAAGCUUCCUGUAGUCACUCCACCCAUGGUGCCCAAUUCUGACGGCCCUGAUCUUCUGACAUUACAGAAAGCCAUUCACUCUGCUAGCACCCCGAGCAGCAGACCCAAGGAGUGGCGUCCUGAGAAGAUCUCUGAUCUACAGACCCAAAGCCAGCCAUUAAAAUCACUGCGCAAGCUGUUACAUCUCUCUUCAGCCUCAAAUCACCCGGCUUCCUCAGACCCCCGCUUCCAGCCCUUAACAACUCAACAAGCCAAAAAUUCCUUCUCAGAAAUUCGGAUUCACCCUCUGAGCCAGGCCUCUGGCGGGAGCAGUAACAUCCGGCAGGAGCCAACACCAAAGGGCAGGCCGGCCCUCCAGCUGCCAGGUCAGAUGGACCCUGGUUGGCACGUGUCCUCUGUGACCCGGAGUGCCACAGAGGGGCCUUCCUACUCUGAACAGCUGGGUGCCAAGAGUGGGCCAAAUGGGCACCCUUAUAACAGAACAAAUCGGUCCAGAAUGCCAAAUCUGAAUGAUUUAAAAGAGACAGCCUUGUAAUGUGUGCUGGAGAAGGGGGGUGGGGGUGGGAGGGACAGGGACAAUCCAGUUAGAAGGGGAGGGGUGGGUGGGGUGGGUGGGGGAAUGGGCGGGGCCAGAGUGGUAAGCCAGUAUUUUCAGCUUUAUGAAGGUGUGUGCAAUAUUGUAUGUGUGGGGCCAGCUGGCUCCCCACGGCCACAAAUGCUAGUCAGGGAUCUUAGAGCCACAGGAGUUCCUUAGGGAUCACCAGUCCCCACGAGUCUUGUGUGAGAAUGCAUAGCGUGCCAUUGAGGAAGAAGACAUUCUUGCCAGGUUCUCCCCCUUACGUUCCAGCUUUAGUGCAAUUGCCGUUGAACUUGGGAAAGCCAGGAUGUGUUCUGGCACUGCAAGUGAUAGAAAAAUAGGUGUUGACUGAUAUCCUUACCACAGAUUUGUUUCCACCUAGACUAAAUGUGGGGUUUGUUGUAAUCCAAGAGUAUCCCUUUGAAGGGUUAGCGGAUGACCUAACUGUAUGUCUUAAAUUGUUUUCUAAACUUCCAUAUUUGAUAGGGUUUGUAACAUUUAUUUAUAAUUAAUUAAUAUUGUACUGUUAUAAUCAUUCCUUUUCUGUUAAAUGUAAAGUUACUUUGAGCUGUUUGGAACAUUGUGAAGCAGUGGGACAGCUACAGUAGUUUCUAUAAAAACUAAACAGUAACAUUUAUAUAUUGCAUCAGGAGUAUUUUAUUCUAUAUAUAAAUAUAUAUAUGAUAAAUAUCUGUCUGUUUUAUAAAUAUAAUCAUUUAAGAAAGUAUCGUUAUGACACUAUCUGCCAUAUUUUUAUACAUUUGUGAUAUGAAGUGAGUAUUAUACUUCUAAUCAAGGGAGUUGAAAUUGUGGCUGCACGGGAGUGUGAUGGUAGGAAGCUUGCUCAACUUUGAGACCCCAGCAGCAGCUUUUAGACACGAUCCUUGGUAGCAGAUGAGAUGCAGCAGCUCCUCCCAAACCUGCAGGGGAAGAAAGUUGGCUAAGCCAGUAAGAACUCCAGCAGGCCUAUCUCCGUCCUCACACACUUGGCUCCUGUUCAUGUCCAGGGACAUUCCUUGCACCUGAGGGGAGAACAGAUCCAGGGUUACUCAUGGGACUUUGUAGAGAAAAUGUACUCUUCUACUUCCAUUAGUGUAGAGCGUAGACCAAAGAUUUGCCAGUGAACAUUCCUAGUUGUGAGGUUGUUAGAGGUAUCGAUCUGCAGAUCUUGCAAACCAGCUCUAUGCUCCUGAAUCCCGCGUGCUGUACUGGAGACUUGCGGCUGGUAGGAUGGGAGAUACCUGUGUGGCACUUCGGUUUCUAAAUGGUUUUUUUUUUGUUAUCGCUCUUUCCAAUAUAUUUAGAAGGCUCCUGAAGCAAUUCCAGAUGUAGAGAAAAUGGCUGUACUCAUCUUCCUGGGACGGUCCAUUUAUAACAAGGUUAUCAUGUACAUCAGUAGACACACGAACACAUGUGGCCAGAAUAGGACUUAUCUUUCCCUCCUUUGAUCUCCUUCAACUCCCAAGUUAUUCCCAAGUAUCAUCAAGGCCUUUAUCCAAAAGGGGCAUAGCCCCAUGUCCCUGGGCCAUCCUUGACAGAAAUCCCCUCAACACUGUCAUUCAUCAAGUGUAUUAGAUUUUCGGAAAUAGUCUCUUAGCAAUAAUAUUUUUAAAGAUCCCCUCCCACCCCUCAAAGAGAUAUUGUCAGUAUUUAUUACUUGCCCCAGGAUUGUGAGAGUAUCAGCCCCUGAAUCAAGUCAGCUAUAAUCGAAAUGUGCUGAGUUACUGUUCCCCCUCCCCUAAGAUGUUAAGAAUCAUAGCUCUGAUGAUUAUGAAGAUUAUAAAGAAAAAGGUCUUAGUUUCUUUGAAGCUUAAACUGUGUGCAUAUUGCAUUUUUAUAUAACUACUAUAAUGAUGUGUAUUGAUUAUAUAUAGAGGUCAUUUUAAGGUGCUUUUAAUUUAAUAAGUGUAAUAGGCACUAAAAUGAAACUCAACUGGGUACUAUCAUUGAAACAAUUUGAUUCUAACCAAUAGUUUGCAUGCUCUUCGAUUCUUUUUAUAUCUGACUGCUUUCACCAGUUCAGUGCUGUCUGAGUAGCUCUGAAUUCUGGCUUUUUCCAGGCAGCUGCUCAGUUAUAUAGUGACGUGGACCCUUAGCAGUUUUUGCCUGGAUACUAAUGACUCUAAAAGGGUGUGUAACUCUUCUUUUUUAAACUCGAUCUGUACCUUGUAUCCCCCUUGCAAACCAGAAACUCCAUUUUUUCCUCUGGAAAGACUUCUCACUGUGCUGUGCGCUUAGAAACUGCGCAGUCACAUUGCCAUGCUGUGGCAUUUGAGGCUCGUUGUCACCUAGGGGCUGGUUUCCCAUGUUUUCAUCCUUGCUAACACUGGGAUCUCAGAUGUUUGCAGAACAUUUAUAUUCUGAUGGUUCUUCAAAGAAGGGCUAGAAUAAUUGCCUUCUACCUAGAGCAAAGUAAACCUAACUGAUGAAGAGUCAAUACAUACUUUUCGUACAUUCCCAGAUUUGAGCCAGAAAAUAUCUACAAUGUUUUCAACUAGUAUUUUUGAGGUAGCUCUUUUAUCCUCUUCUCAGCUUUUGUCCAUUCUGACUUUCAUUAACCUCAGUAAGCUGUAAAUGAACUCCAAUCCACAUUUCUAGCAUGCAUGAUUCUCUUCCUGCUUGCAGAGGGGAAUUAUAAAGUUUUCUCUCAAAUCUAAUGGGCCCUCUCUUAGCUUUUAACUCAUUUUCCUCCGGUUGAUGAAUUAUUGGCCUCACAAAGAUUGCCAUCUGUGAUGAGAUUAAGGACUUACAAGUCUCAAAAGUCUGCAUUUUCUUUAGGAAGGGAAGUUUAUGGCAUCCAUGUUCUAUUAUCUGCCCUAACUUCCUAAAAGAUUAAAAGGUCAAAUGAAGGCUUAUGAAUUGCUUUAUUUUAUGAAAGUGUCACUGAUCUUUUGCAAAGAAACUGCUUCGCUGUUUUUCUACCUUUGCUUUACUGCCAUCCUUGUUAUUCUUCUCAGAAGUUCUGAAUGAACUUUUACUGAACCUUGUUUGGUCUCAGUCAGAGGUUUAGCCUCUCCAGAGCCCAAGACAACAAGUGCUCCAUGCUGAGGGGCUCAAGUGAGUUAUCUCUACAGCAGCGAUUCUCAACCAGGGCCAGUUUUGCCUCCUGGGGACAUUUGGCAACGGCCAGAGACAUAUUUGAUUGUCACAACUGGGGGUGGUGGUGUGCUACUGGGAUCCAGUAGGUAGAAGCCAGGGAUGCUGUAAACAUCUUGUGUGCACAGGACCCCCCCACCGACACACACAGACAGAGAAUGAUUCAACCCCAAAUGUCAAUAGCGGUUAGGUUGAGACCCCCUGCUCUCCUGAAUUCCAAGCCCACCCACCCGCAGAACUUGGCUCAGCCCUGGUUCUCUGCAGGCUACAAGACUACAGGUAUGAAUUCUUUAGCGUUGCAUUCUCUUAAAGAGUCUUCUACCACCAUUCUCGAAUCCCUGGAAUCCUAUUGUUCGUUUCCAUUAUCUUGGGCCUGCUAAAAGGUGCAUCUUUUGGGAAGAGACCAGAGUCACUUCAUAGGUGUUUGAGAACUUAAAUUCUAGGUCAGCAUCCUUAGAAAAUCUUUCACAGAGCCAUGAAGCUUAUAGUUAAGAAGCAAGCAGCAGCCUGGCAGAUUGGCAUGAUUUUUACCAACUGCUCAAAGGCAUACGUGGCUUUAGCUGUGUCUCCCACAAGAAAAUGUCUUUGUUUUCUAUUCAAGUCAUCUAAUAACUCUUUACAAAGAUUGGCAUAUGACAGACCAAUUAGAAACAAAAAACUCUUAGUUGGUGGUCAUAAUGUGGCUGUUAUAAGAGUAUUUGUGCCGUAUGCUUUGGUUAAAUCUGUUUUAAAACAUACUUUUUAAGAUUCACCAUAUGCAGUUGUACUUUAAUUCUAAGCUCAGAUUUAUGCUGGUUAGUUUCUAGUCACGUCAUGUAUUAUAAAGUACCUUGUGGUGUAGAGUUAGCCAGUUUAGCAUGUUCCUAACCUGAAAAUUAGUGGGCUUUGCUACGAAAUGCUAUCCCAUUUUCCCUUCCCUGCACCUCUUAGUUAACGUCAUAGUACCCUCACUUCUUAAACUAGUUUUUAGAGUAAAUAAGGAAAAAAGCCAUUUAUUUUCUUGUAGCUAUGUAUGAGAAUGACUCAUAAGUAUGCAACUUUUUUUCAAGGCCAGAAGAUUACUUUUCAAGUAUGUAGAAGGCUCUGUCCAUUUCUGUUCACCUAGGUCCUGGUGGUGAUUCAACUUUUAGCAAGAGCAAUGGCUCAUUGCAACUUAUUCCUAGAGCUCAGCUGGGACUCAGAAACCUGCAUAUUCUCUCCCGGUCAGAACAUUUUUUCUGGAGAGCACUGCUUUUAUAUCUAGAAGUUUGUUACCUCCUGCAUUAUAGUAGGACAUUGAGCUCCAUGCGAGCACUAAGAUCCACAGACUCGUGCUUUUGUGAACUGGGAAUGUGUUAUGAUACACUGAACCAAGUCAGAAAAUAAUGAAAUAUUUCCUUGCCUCCUUCAGUUCAUCACUAAUAAAGUGUGUAGGCAGAGAAAACUAAUUUGCAGUUUAAAAAAAUGGUUUCUUUAAAAGGGGCUGCAGAAACGACAGUACAAAUGUUGUUAAAUGUCCUGUCGCUAAUCCCCAGGGUCAGAAUCUCACAAGAACGUUCUCUUAGAGACUUAAAGGGCCAACUUACAAAAUAAAAACUUGUAAGUGGUUCUGAUUUCUUCCUUUUGCAUCUUGACCAGCUGAGAUGCAGAAUAUCUUGAGGUCUGAUUCAGCUGGGUGAAAAAUACUGUCUUAGAAACCACGAGUAAAUGCAAGAAAGUGAAUCCAUGACAGGAUGAGUCUGACGUCUUUCUGUAUACACACAAUGUGAUAGUAGUAAAGUGGCUAGAAAACUGUGGGCCUGCUGCCCUAUUCUAUUCUAUUUCUUCUUUUUUAACUGAAUGUACUAUAAACAGUCAUAGAAUUUUGUGCCAAGUCAGUUACUACAUCAAUAUUCAUUUCCCAUAGUGCUUUGUUAAUACAUCAGCAUUUGGCCUGGUCCUGACUCUACCUUUCUCCACUCCAGGCACUGACCCACCUUUCUAUGUAUUUCCUAUAGGCUAUUAAAUAUAAUCACGACCUGCCUUGUGCUUUCAUUCACUGUUUACUCCCAAGUUUGAGGGAGGUUUGUCUUUUAUUUUGCCAGAAAAAAUUUGUAAUAGUCUACACGUUGGAUUUCUAGGGCCAGAGAACUACAGCAGUAAAACUGGUAUCUCUUCUAAGGCCCUUCAUUACCCACAAGGUUAAGCUCUCUGAACCCCAUUUGAUCCUUGGGUUGUAUUUUGAUCUUCCUUUGGAAUCUUAAAAAUCGGUCUCCAUGUUGUAUGCAGAUUAGAAGUUGCCUUGUUCGCUACUCUUCCAGCGCAGAGUAUCAGGGAGAAAGAGGCCUUAUCUGUUCCUCCAUCCCCUCCAUUUUGACAGACUGCUAAGAAUUCCUCAGGACUUCCUUUGGUUUGGGAUUUUACAUUCCCAAAAGCCUGAUGUGAUUCAUUUCAGGCAUAGACAAGUUUGUCCCAGUGCUCUGCUUCAGGGCUAAUCAGACAAAACCCAGGAAUAGAAAAGGUAGAUGCCUUGACUUUUGUCCCCAUUGGGGGAUUAAAGUAUUUAUUGCCAGAGUUGUCAAAAGCUCCAGUUAUAACACAUUCAUUUUCAAGGGAAAGAAAAAAAAAUGAUGCUUUUCCUUCUGGAGAACUUUUUAAGUUCUCCACAGCUUAGAUUUUCCAAAAUGGAAAGUAAAGCUUGUAUAAAAUCUGUUUUCACUAGAAGUAUUAAUAUACAAUUGAUUAUAGUCAACUCGGUCCAUUUCCCUCUCCUUGUUUCCUCCUUGGUCACUGAUUGAGUCAGGCUGGAGGGGUAAUGCUGUGAUUGUAAGAAGUAAAUUCUCAUGUAAAUGUGGAUUGAUCAACAGAAACAAACCAAACAAAAUAGUUGCCCCUAAUUCCUAUCUCCAAGAAUUGCUUUGUGCCAUUUGAAUUCAGGUAGUUAUUCUGUAUAUAUUUAGAAGACUAUUCUGAGCUUCUUCAAUCUCUAGGAAGUUUGAAGGUGGUAUCUGGGAAGACACAGGGCAGGGAGACUUUGAAAACCCUGCUUGUGCCUGAAAACAAAAAUAGGGAUAAGCCAGAGUGAUGUAACAUCUAAAUUUGUGGUAGAUGAAGAAUCAGUUGAAAUUCUUAAUUGCACAGACUUUAUAAUCCAUAAUAAAAAGUGUAAUUCCAUACUUUGUACUGUGGCAAGGGUGUGACGUGGUGUUAACCUUUUUAAUUUUUGAAUCCAAGCUGAAUUUAAAGUAUUGAAUAUUUAAAUUCCUCACAAGCUAAUUAUGAACCAUUUGUAAAGUGUUUAUAUAACUCUUUGUAUCAUGUGUUGGUACAUCUUAUCAAGUUUUUUCUGGCAUGUAUUCCAUUCUAAACUUCUGUAAAAUUUCUAUUGUUGCUGUAAAUAUUAUACAAAUAUCUAUUCCGUGGUAACCUUAAUUAUCAGCAUGAAAUGGUUAAUUUUUACUGAGCACAAUGUAUUUUUGAAUGGACCUUCCCAAAUGUCUUUAAUAAAAUGCAGAUUUUGCACUGAC
This is a messenger RNA of Cervus elaphus (red deer), 10015 nucleotides long. RefSeq names its product cyclin dependent kinase like 5 (gene CDKL5). Gene Ontology annotation, biological process: protein phosphorylation; regulation of dendrite development; positive regulation of axon extension. Lineage: Eukaryota; Metazoa; Chordata; Mammalia; Artiodactyla; Cervidae. Gene Ontology annotation, cellular component: nucleus; dendrite cytoplasm. The coding region runs from base 387 to 3392 and encodes 1001 amino acids. The transcript is spliced from 20 exons. Gene Ontology annotation, molecular function: ATP binding; protein kinase activity. The record is from RefSeq and is a predicted model, not a curated record.